Messenger RNA from Scylla paramamosain (green mud crab), 3353 nucleotides. RefSeq names its product solute carrier family 25 member 35-like. The record is from RefSeq and is a predicted model, not a curated record. The coding region runs from base 482 to 1405 and encodes 307 amino acids. Lineage: Eukaryota; Metazoa; Arthropoda; Malacostraca; Decapoda; Portunidae. The transcript has 9 exons.
CUCUCUCUCGUACCAUCUAAACCUCGGGACAACACUCUCCUCUGCUAUUUCACAGCUGCACUACACAAUCGUAGACAAUGUGCUGUACGGCAGGACCUUUGACAGUUGUACGGAUCAUAAACAUGAAACUGAAUAACACCUGACAUCUCUAAAGAGCGCGAUUAAAGACAAAUCUCACGAUAACAUUGACAUUACAUGGAUAAACACGUAUGGCCUUGGAGUGAACAGAAAGCCGACACCUGCAGAGAGAGCAAUACACGUACUACAGGAGUAUUUGACACACCUCUGGAACGAAUCUCAAGGCCAGUGGUUUUCAAACUCUAUUGCAUACUGGCACACUAAAUGUACAGUUGGCCACACUCCCACGAGGUCCACCCAGCAUUGUCACAGCUGGAGAGACUGUAACCAUGAAGGACUAGAAGCAGUGAGCUUUGCUCGAAACAUUCAUUGAUGGGCAGGAGAGGUCUGAAAACAAGAUACCAUGGAGUUUGCUAUUGGUGCUGUGGCAGCCUGUGGGGCAUGCCUGGUGUCUAAUCCAAUGGAUGUCCUCAAGACACGCAUGCAGCUGCAGGGGGAGCUGAGGGCACGAGGACGCUAUGUAGUUGUGUACAAGAACAUUAUUCAUGCUGCGUAUGCUGUUGCCAAGGCUGAUGGAAUCCUGGGACUCCAAAAAGGGUUGGCACCAGCCCUUUGUUAUCAAGUGGUGAUGAAUGGAAUAAGAUUUGGCCUUUACAGGAGAGUCCUUGAUUCAGGAGUGAUAUCCCGGGCUGAUGGCAGCAUGUCUCCACUGGGAUGUGUAGCAGCGGGAGCAGGUGUUGGUGUCAUUGGUGGCUUCAUUGGCAGCCCUUUGUACCUGAUAAAAACCCACUUGCAAACACAAGCAGCAGAUUCUAUUGCAGUUGGACAUCAGCACAAACAUCAAGGUUUCUUGUCUGCUGUAUAUAGCAUAAGCAGCAAGGAAGGCAUUAGGGGCCUGUGGCGAGGGUCCUCUACUUCCAUUCCACGUGUAGGUGUUGGGUCUGCCUCCCAGCUCUUCACAUUCUCCAUGAGCAAAGACUGGUUAGACCAUUAUGAGCUGUAUCCCCGAGACAGCUGGCAGAGCACCUUCUUCGGAGCUAUGACAAGCGGACUUGUAAUUUCUACAUGCAUGAGUCCUUUUGAUGUUAUAGCUACACGAAUAUAUAACCAAGGGGUUGACAGCAAGGGGCGAGGUGUGCUCUACAGCGGCAUCCCGGACUGUAUUGUCAAGAUUAGCAGAAGUGAGGGUCUUAGAGGUUUCUACAAAGGCUGGUCUGCUAUUUACUUCAGGAUUGGUCCUCACAGCUUCUUUAAUUUGAUCUUCUGGGAUUCCUUGACGCAACUUCACAAAAAGUAUGAGAAAAAGAAUAGUGAGGAAACCACCUGAUGACAAGCCAGCUUAUCUAUAAAUGAAGAAAACAUAUUCCACUGAUCUUUUUAUAUUGUUGAUAGAUCACUCUGUUAUUGAUAAAACUGGUCUAUAUAUAAAAGUAUCAUGAGUAUUUUAAAGUGCCAAAAAUUCCUCAUUACCUCCUGAUGGGUCCAAGUUCCUUAACUGAGGGAAUUAGGAGAUGAUUACAAAUGGAAACAAAGACGAGUGGGACCAAAUGCUCCACAAAGGUAGUAACUGACAAUAACAUUAUACAAUUUAACUCGCACAACUCCUAAGUAUAAUCACCCUAAUAUUGUUUUGGAGAAAUGGAUGAUGCCAUUACAAGACCUUUAAUUUUUUUAUAAAAGUUAUAUGUUCUUAUGCUUAUUUAUUCUUGUAGCAAUGUGACAUAAUACACACAAUAUUUUUAUGAAAUGCUCUAGAUUCUCCUUUUUCUAAUCUAUGAGUAUUUAUAUUUCCCAAUUUCCUCUAAGUAGUUCCUCUUUUUUUCCAACUUACAAACUCCCUCUCUGCUUUAGAAAUUAGUAACCUCAGGAAAAUAUUUAUUUUGCCCACACGUAUGCCACAGUUUUAAUCAAAAUGCUGCUCAGAUUGUUGAAGAUGAUGAUUUAGUUAAGUUACUGAAAGCACUGAAGGCCAGUCUACAUUACUUUACAUGCAUCACCAAUAACAUUAACAAUGGGUAUCCAAUUUACAGUUUUCUGAAGAGUGAGAUUUCAGAGAUAUUUACACAGGAAACUUAAAUCUGUUCUCAUUGCAUUACAGUAAUUUGAAAUAAGCAUUAUUCACUCUUGAAGAAAUGGCAGCUGUAUCUACAAACUAGUCAUUUUAAGAACAUGAACACUAAUAUAAUAUUAAAAAAAGUAGGGCUGUUAUUCCAAUCAGUAUGCAGAUUCUAAGACAUAAAUGUACUUGUUUAAAAUUGAAAGACUUCAUGGACAAUGGUGGAAAACAAAUGCAGUGAUGUAAAUUAAACGUACACAUAUAAAAUAUAAUACGAAAGAAAUUUUCAUUAGCAUUUAUGACAGAUUGUCAACUUAAAAAAAUAUUGGAAAUAAAUGUGCUAAUAUAAUUUAGGUUCAUAUUCUCUAUUGUUUUCAAUGAGGUGGACAACAGUUUAUAUCCUUCUAGAAGAAUUUAUUAAAAGUUCUUAAACAACAUAGUAAGUUAUUGCAUUUAUGUGUAACUGUACACGCCACUGUGGUAGAACUUGUCAUUACAAUGAGAGCUUCUUCAAGCUUUCCAGUGGUACUGACAAAAAAAAAAUAUAUAUAUAUAUUUUAAGAAAUUCUGUCAAACAAAACAGACCACAUGAAGUGACAUUAUUACAGCCAAUCAUGAGCUGGUAAUAUUACUAAUUUUGGUACCACUUAGACAAUUCCCAGCUGAUGGCAUGAGUGGUGCAUUCCUAUUCUUGGGAGCAAAUAAUACCUCCCAUUUCAUCAGGCUAAAAGAAGGGAAGUGGUGUCUGAAUGUGGCAGAAAUACUAUAUUUUAGCACAGGUAUGUACUGUUUAUGCACAAAUCAUAUCAAAAUGUGGGAUGUUGAAAUUAGACAUAAAGUCAUCUUAUGUAAAACAGAAAACAGCUGGAAGAUGUAAACAGUCCAAUACAAUAAAUGCAAUGCACUAAAUGAAAGAAACAAUAAGUAUCCUUGUAGUGUACUUACUACACACAUGUAUUUUCCAGUGCCCAAAAUAAUUUCACAUAUUCUACCUAAAUAUUUUUACUUAAAUAUUCCACUUGUAAAAACUGUAUGUGUAUAUAUAAAAGGAGGUAUUCUUAUUGGUUUGUAUAUGUGCAUAUAUGAAUAUGUAUAUGGAUAUAGCUUCAAUUUGUAAAGGUUGGAUAUACUUUAUAAAUGUUGGUAAAUAUAAAACAUUAUAUACAGAGAUGUGAUGAAUGUACAUGUACUUGUCUUAUAAAUAAAAUGGAUUUAGGCA